This is a messenger RNA of Acanthoscelides obtectus, 1880 nucleotides long. Lineage: Eukaryota; Metazoa; Arthropoda; Insecta; Coleoptera; Chrysomelidae. The record is from the annotation of a GenBank genome assembly.
CUUGUGUGAGUAUAAUAAUGUGGUUUUGAUUUCGCUGUUGACCAAGACAUUACCAGAUUUUGAAGUUUAUCUACAACCAAGUCUUUUACUAGAAUAUUCCUAUUGUAAAAUUUUCCAACCGAUAACUGUAGGCUAGGCGGUCGCCGAGAUACGGCCUCAUUAUUGGCCCACCCUAACGCACGUUUAUGGCGCUCAUACCCAAUAUACUAAACAUUUACACUAUGGCGGGCAUGUAAAAUGAAAAUAUUUCUUUAUGAUCACGCAGAACGCGCGAACGCUAUCAAACGCGAAACCGCAAUUCCGGGAUCUGGUUAAAACAGUUUUAUUUUCAACUUCAAACGGUUAACAACUAGAAUGAUUGCCGCCAAAAAUAUUUUGAUUACAACAUGUUGCUUUAUUAUGUUUGCUGCGAGGUGCUACUGUUUGGAGUUCGAAUACCAUUCGAAUGAGGAAUUGGAGCAAGUGUUGAGGAAUUUUUCAACGCAAACUGACGAUGCCGGUGCGGUAAAGACCGAAUUGUAUAGUAUUGGGAAAACGUAUAAAGGCACUGAGCUUUGGGUAUUUGAACUAACGGCAACAGACGACGAAACCUUGGGUAUACCGAACGUCAAGUUGGUUGGAAACAUGCAUGGGAAUGAACCCGUUGGUCGAGAGAUUCUCUUGCAUUUGAUAGAGUACUUAUUGGAUAAUUACAACAAAAACGAAACUAUCACUUGGCUGCUGAACAAUACUAGACUCCACAUUCUUCCCUCACUAAAUCCUGAUGGUUUCGCUGAAGCCACUGAAGGUUUGUGUCGAGGAAAUAAUGGUCGAUUUGUGAGGGUGGAUCCUGAGAGCGCGAUUCCAGAAGACUUGAUCGACUUGAACCGCAAUUUUCCCGAUCCGUUCUACCACAGCAAUUUGACAUUCGACAUAACCGAAUCCACCUGUCUGAUGAAAUGGAUGGAGAACAAAACAUUCUCAUUAUCAGCAGCGCUUCAUGGAGGCGAAUUGGUGGCCAACUAUCCGUACGAUUCUAGUACACAUGCAGCUGAUGGUCUUCCAUCUCGCACUCCUGACGACGACGUAUUCCAAUAUUUAGCGAAAAUCUACGCGAGUAAUCAUCCUAAUAUGAAAGGAUGCAGUAAUCUUACCAAUUUCACCGAUGGUAUCACAAAUGGUGCUGAGUGGUAUAGCUUUGAACGUGGAAUGGGCGAUUACAAUUAUGCAUACCAUGGCUGCAUGGAGCUGACUUUUGAAAUAUCCUGCUGUAAAUAUCCAAAAGCGAAAGAGCUGCCACGUUACUGGAAUGAAAAUUUGAAGCCACUUCUACUAUUUAUUAUGCAAUCCAACACGGGAGUGACAGGUCAGAUUUAUGAUUAUCUUUCCAACAAACCGAUUGCAAAAGCAAGAGUUAUGGUCGCUCAAAGGAACGUGACAUUUUGGAGUUCGUGGAAUGGCGAAUAUUGGAGAAUUCUAUUGCCAGGAGAAUAUACCCUAAAGGUUGAGGCUGAUGGGUAUCACUCUUCGACUAAACAUUUUACUGUCAGUGAGCAGAAAGGACCCUAUCCGUCACUGACGAUACUGGAUGUACCGAUGUAUAAUUCAACAGUAUUCACUACAACGUCAACAAGUCCUUCACCAACAGCAACGUCACCAAGGUGGACAGUUGCAGCAACAUUCAGUGGAUAUCAAAUCAAUGCGCAAAAUCCACCAGUACACAAAUCUCUGCCUGGAGUACACAGUCACUAUUCUUCCAGUAGUAUUUCUUAUAAGAUUUAUGUUCAUUUUUACACAGUGCUUUAUUUUCUUCUUGUACUCCAUUGUGUAAUAUAACAGGUUCAUUUCCGUUAUAUUUUGUUUUAUUCCACAUGCGUGUCAGGUCUUUAUGUCAUUCAUGU